AAUUAUGCUGCAUACAUAUAAUAACGUGACACAGGAUAUGUUUUCGCACGCAUCCUUUUAGAUUCCGAUCGAUCCAACAUCAGCGCGUAGUUAUAGGUUCUAGUGCAAUUGUGUUUUUCUGUCGUGUUUCCAAAUGCAGUACAGAUCGAGUGUUUCCAGUAGGUGUUCUCUGUUCCCACAGAAGAGUCCUACCGGUGGAGGCCGCCAACGGGCGAAACCUGCACAACCUCGGCUGGGUAAGUCUACCGAAGGCUUCAACGUUGAUUCUGGCUUCGAGACAUCCGAAUUCGACUUCAUCGAUUUUGCCGAAGAUGUAUUCAACUGUCCGGAUCCGCAUCCUCCGCAGUUGAUUGCCGAAGCGGCCGCCCUAUUUGGAUUGGUGGCUGGUACCGCUAACCGUAGGCAUUCGAGUGCCGCCCACAAUAGGUACAAGUUGGUUGAUUUGCCCCGACGAAGCUUAAAUCCUUUUCACACGGGUAGAUAUCAGAGGCGGAGGAAUCGCAGUCGAGUCUCUUUCGACUUUGACCCAUCGUCCCACGACCCAGUUGAUGAUUUGCAGCCACCGAAGAGUCAGUCGUGUGAGGACCAGCGUCGACAGCAGUCGCAACAUCUGCCAUCGUCGCCCGCCAAGCAACCGCAGCCGCAACCGUUGAGCACGUUUACCUCGGCCAAAUCGAGUCCAACGCCAUCCGCAGUUUCGUCCUCGCCGCGUAAGCCCAUGAACUGGAACCGAAGUGAUGCAGCCAGAGCCCUGCUGGUAGAGGCAAAGGCCAUUGAACUGCUCAAAUCUCCGAAUGUGCUUGUGUUGCGUUUCCCCGAUCCGGAACUAAACAAGGAAAUAGUUCAAGGCUAUUCGGCAUGCAUCGAGAACGUGGUUUUCCAUCGUCCUUCCACACCGCGAUACUGCUUGGUGCACUUAAAGCCAGAGGCGGACGUGGACCGUGUUAUCCAGCAGCUCUCGAGGAUCUCCUUCGGUGCCGGAAAGAUAUCCGUCGAGCGGAAAACGAAGAAUGUUGAACCGAAGCCAACGCUGAAACCGGAGGAAAUCGAUCCGCUGACGCUUUUUAUUGGAAACCUUCCGAAUGCUGUCACCGUUUACACCGUGAAGCAAAUGUUUCCCACGGCCCGGCGUAUCGACAUAGGGCACGCGCAACGUAUGAAGCACACGCGGUACGCCUUCAUCCGGUUCCACAAUGUCGCCGAUGCUGUCGCUGCGUUCAAAGCGAACUUCAAUAAAGUUAUCGAAGGGAAGAAUAUUAUUGUGCGCUUUCGGCGUCACAAUGCUCCCAUUGCCAUGCCCGAGGACACGAAUACGCCGAAGACGCCCAAGAGACAGAAGGGUUUGGGGCAGCUGUUUGUGUCGGUAGAGCAGAAACCUUUGCGUAACAUCCGAAGUACCGAUAAACAUCAACAUGUGGAGAUUCACCAUUCUGAUACAUUGAAUACAAUCAGAACGGAUAUUCUUGACGAGGAUAUUGUCAAAGAUGAGAUGGCGCACCGACGGGUUAAAAUUGAACCUCCUGAAAUUCCGGAGAAUGACAUUGAAGAAGAAUCGGAUGAUAUAGAGGACUUUCUAGAAGAUGACGAGGCUGAAGAUUUGAACUUGGACGAAUUAAAUGCCGAUGAAAAUUACUGCGAAGAGGACGAUACGGACGUGGAUGCCAUAGACAAGAAUUACUGGACAUUGGAGCAGCUACGCAGUAAGGCCAGUAACGAUGGGACGACUUCAGUGUCGGAGUCAAUCAAAAGUGACAUAUUCAUGGAACCUGAAUCCGCUACUAAAACCAGUUCUACAACUUUCACAACGAAGCCAAAAGAUCAUAAACCGGUGUCAACAUUUAUAGUCAGUAAGAGACGUGACGAUCAGCUGCAGGACUUGUUCAGUUGUUUAGAACCCGAUGACGAUCUAUCGCUCUAAAUAUUUUUAUUUGUUUGCAAUGCAAUCAUAACAUACAAUUUGUUCGACGAUGUUUGUCUUUGAAUCUAGAAGUUCUAGAGCAGUUAGUUGCAUAAUUUAGAAUAGUUUGCUAUAUGCAUUUUACUUGAAAUGCUGUGCUGUGCUGACUAUAGUACUACAAUCAUGCUAAAUUUGCACAAAGUCAAAGUCUUCAAUUUGGAGUCAACAUUUGAAGGGUGAAUAUUUAGAACACUAACUUUUCUCAAAUUACUCACUUGUAGUAGAUCUCACGCAAUUCCUAACCCAACCCCUUGGCAAUCAUUAGAACUUAGAUCGGUGUGACGCUGACCUAUAGUUGCAAUCCAUUCCUGUGCUCGUAAGGAAAUUAAUCCUUAAUUUUAGAGAUAACUUUUAAUGUUAUUACUGGUUAUUCAUAUUGAAAUAUAAAACAUGAAAUGUGUAUAA
Molecule: messenger RNA, 2362 nt
Organism: Armigeres subalbatus
Lineage: Eukaryota; Metazoa; Arthropoda; Insecta; Diptera; Culicidae
Gene: Pof
Exons: 7
Coding region: 134-1918 (594 amino acids)
Molecular function (GO): RNA binding
Source: RefSeq, a predicted model, not a curated record